This is a messenger RNA of Astyanax mexicanus (Mexican tetra), 2260 nucleotides long. RefSeq names its product family with sequence similarity 151 member B (gene fam151b). NCBI's taxonomy places the organism in Eukaryota, Metazoa, Chordata, Actinopteri, Characiformes, Acestrorhamphidae. The coding region runs from base 89 to 994 and encodes 301 amino acids. The record is from RefSeq and is a predicted model, not a curated record. The transcript has 6 exons.
AAAAGGAAGUGCGUCCUUAUUGCGGUCCGUGUAGAAAGUACGGGUGUAAACACUUCUCAGGAGCGUGUUUGUGAAACUUUUUAAACACAUGAGAGUAAAUAAACGCAGUUUAUAUGUGUCCUGUAUCUGCGCGGGGGUUUUAGUAGUAGCUGUGAGCUGGACCGCCGUUUAUCUGAUGUCUAACUCGCCGCCCGGCGCCUCAGGGUCGAUGCAGGACCAAACUCUGGACUACUUGCUCCAGAAAGGUGCGAUACAGGAAAGGGACGCUGCACAUGUUGACUGGUAUCAUGCAGCCAACAGUCAGAACAAGAUCAGCGAAGCACUUCAAGGUCCUGCUCAGAUGAUAGAAGCAGACGUUCUCCUCAGGGGUCGAGAUCCAGAGGAACCUAUAAUGGCGCACCCUCCUAACACAGACAGUGACAUCACACUGAAGGACUGGCUGAAAGCGGUGGUGACCUCGGGCAAGGGGAUCAAACUGGACUUCAAAAGUCUAGUGGCAGUGGCUCCCUCCAUGGCUCUGCUGGACGAGGCUCGUGAUCAGCUGAAAGGCCCCGUGUGGAUCAAUGCAGAUAUUCUUCCAGGGCCUGGGGGCCAAGCGACCCCCCUGGAUGCCCAGGCCUUUCUUCAGGCAGUGGCUUUGAGAGCUGAAGGGGAUGUGCUCUCCUUGGGUUGGACCACCGGAUGGUCUCCAGAUACUGAAAACCCAGGUUACAGCUGGGAGAUGGUCCAACAGAUGGAGGGGGUUUGCAGGCCUCUGAAGCAGCCGGUGACGUUCCCAGUGCGAGCAGCUCUCCUGCCCCAGUCCUUCCCUCAGUUACAGUGGCUCCUGCAGCAGUCCGACAGGUACACACUGACCGUAUGGACAGGCCAAAGUGAUGUGCUAAACGUGGAGGAUUUGUUACCCUACAGGCAAAACUUCAGCAAGUCUAGGAUUUACUACGAUCUGCUGGAGUCCCAGAUCGCAAAGUUUAAAACACUACCUGGGUACACCUGAGAUACCACUCCCAAGGCUCCUUUUGAAAAAACUCUUUUUCAGAGCAUUAAAUAUAGAAGAUGUUUUUGUUAUUGUGUCUCAGUAGAAGAAGAAAAGGCCCAGGUAUGUUAACGGUUUAUGGACCAGAAACCGUGUCUAAUAGAACAAUGGACCAUACACUCUACAAACUGUUCUAAACAAAGUACUGUAAAUCCAGUGUUUUACAAUGGUGAUAUACACUAAUCAUUAAUAAUAAUAAUAAAUGUCUUGCACCCAGAAGGAAUAGUCUGACAGGAAUGAAACUUGGUGGUAGGGCUGCACAAUAUACUGUUUAAGCAUCGUCAUCGCGAUGUGCACACGCGCAUUACGGCAAUUAAAUCAAACACGUCAUGUUGCAAUGUUUUGAUUCUUGACACAAGAAGUAGAUACACAGCGCUGUCUCUGUGUCUGUGUAAGUGACAGGCUGCUGUUGCCUGAGAAGUGCGAGGGGUGGGCAGGAGUAAACACGAGGUAACCGCAUGGCCUCCACAUGGUUGAGCAUGUGCUUGUAAACGCACAUGUGGAAAGCUGUGCACCUCAGUCCGGUCGCAGAUAUUUCCAGUUACAGCUGAAUUCACGAUUUUAAUAAUAAAAAAAGCCAUUUAAAUGCCUGAUUAAAGGGCAGAUUACUGUUGUUUUGCUGGUUUUCCUCGGGUUUUGAAAAAGAACAUUGGACACAUCAUCAACACUCCUGUAAACACCUCUACUGCAAUAUCUGCAGGAACAGCAUGAUAAUAUUCAAGCUGCAUGGGAUUGAUUAUCACAGGACUCCAUUAGGUACAUCUACAACUCCAUGCUGAGAUGUCUGGCAUGUUGAGUUACACCUUAAGUAUUAUAUAUAUAUAUAUAUAUAUAUAUAUAUAUAUAUAUAUAUAUAUAUAUAUAUAUACUACUUCUGUACAGUAUGUGUAGCUGAAUAAAUACUUUCCCAUAUCAGUCUAAAGGUUUAAUAAUUGAUUGUUCCUGAUAAACGUUAUGUUCCUUCUGAAUAUCACUGGAAUCUGAAACUUCCUUCUGGGUGCAACAGUUUUUUUGACAUUGAGUUUUUGACACAAACAUUAAGAUUAUCAAGGUGUCUAAGCACACUAGCACCUUCCUCACCAGGUACUGGCAGUAAAAAUGUUACUUAUUUGAUGUCUUGAUUUUUAAUUGUGAAAUAUCAUAUAGGACAGGUAGACUGUGGAAAAGCAUUACUACACAUCAACACACAACAAUUAAAAUGUGCAAUAAAGUAUUUUUUAAAUAAAA